AUGUCUAUCGCUUUACGAGGUGCUCGUCUUCUUACAGCGCGUGGUAUUCGUGCCAUUCAAUCCCGUGGAUAUUCAGAUGAGAUGAGUUUCACGUUAGCUGCUGCAAACAAAGUUUUCUAUGACAACGUUAGUGUAAGACAAGUCGAUGUUCCAUCAUUUAGCGGUGCAUUCGGUAUUUUGCCAAAACACGUACCAACAUUAGCUGUCUUAAAGCCCGGUGUUGUCACAGUCUACGAGAAUGACGGAUCACAGAAGAAAGUAUUCGUAUCAAGUGGAACAGUUACUGUAAAUGAGGAUUCAUCAGUUCAAGUACUUGCUGAGGAGGCACAACCACUCGAUCUUAUUGAUGCUAGUGCCGCCCGUGAAGUCCUUUCAAAAUCACAGUCUGAACUAGCAUCAGCAUCAACUGACAAGGCUCGCGCUGAAGCUGCCAUUGCUGUUGAAGUUGCAGAGGCAAUUGUCAAAGCUGCUGAAUAAGUUCGAUAAAUUAUCGUUAAAUUUAGGUUCCAUACUAUCCCUUUCCAAAAGUAAUAAACAAGUUUAAAGAAUUGCAUCCUGUAAUGAGGAUAUCUACAUCUAUCGUAAAGACCGACAU
Molecule: messenger RNA, 595 nt
Organism: Chironomus riparius
Lineage: Eukaryota; Metazoa; Arthropoda; Insecta; Diptera; Chironomidae
Source: the annotation of a GenBank genome assembly